Molecule: messenger RNA, 2981 nt
Organism: Sarcophilus harrisii (Tasmanian devil)
Lineage: Eukaryota; Metazoa; Chordata; Mammalia; Dasyuromorphia; Dasyuridae
Product: guanylate-binding protein 4-like
Exons: 7
Coding region: 259-1578 (439 amino acids)
Biological process (GO): defense response to protozoan; defense response to Gram-positive bacterium
Molecular function (GO): GTPase activity; GTP binding
Source: RefSeq, a predicted model, not a curated record
CCUGCCAGGAGGGGGAGAGAAUGUCUAUAAGACUCAGUGAAGAGAAGAGAACAGAGUAAAAGGAGAAGCAGGACUGAGAAAUGAUGGUGCAGGGGGUGUUGCUUUUUCCUUAUCCAUGACCUCAGAUAUGUAACAAAACUGACCGAGCUAAUCAAGAUCAAAUCCUCACCUGAUGCUGUUGGAGAAGAGGAGUCUGAAGAGUUUGCGGGCUUCUUCCCAGACUUUGUGUGGACAGUGUGGGAUUUCUCCCCAGCACUGAUGUUACUUGGAUACCACAGACACUCAGAUCAGCAACUGGAAAAUGCCUUGAUGAUUCGCAAGAGCCUUGGAGUUGAAAUGGGCAAUCUUUCACGAGAGUGCAUCAGAAAAUUCUUUCCAAAACGGAAGUGUUUUGCUUUUGAUCGUCCAAGAAAUGAUAAGUCACCCUUAGCCUAUUUUGAAGACUCCCCAGACCUAAAACUGGGGCCUUCGCUCAGGAAGCAGACAGACAGCUUUUGUUCUUACAUCUUUUCCAGUGCAAAACCCAAGACCCUUAGUGGGGGUAUCAUGAUCAAUGGAAGACGGUUGGGAAAGCUGCUGGAGACCUAUGUGAGGGCAAUCUCCAGUGGUGACGUUCCCUGCCUGGAGAAUGCAGUGAUGUCUUUGGCUCAGACUGAGAACCCAGCUGCUGUACAAAAAGCUGCACAGCAUUAUGUGGAGCAGAUGGCCCUGAAGGUGGACUUCCCCACAGAAACUCUCCAGGACCUACUAAGCAUACAUACAGAGUGUGAGAAGGAAGCCCUCUCAAUUUUCAUGAAGUAUUCUUUCAAGGAUAAGAACCAGAAGUACCAGAAAGACCUGCUGCAAAUCUUAGAAACCAAGAAGGAUGGUUUCAUACAUCAAAAUGAAGAAACAUCAACCAAAUAUUGUCAAACUCAGCUUGAGCAGCUCUCACAGUCCCUGAGAGAAGCCAUUUCUAAAGGCACCUUCUCUGUGCCAGGGGGUUACAAUCUUUUCAGGAAAGAAAAAGAAGAAAUAAUAAACAAUUAUCAUCAAAUGCCCAGGAAAGGACUUAAGGCAGAUGAGGUCCUCCAAAAGUUUCUACAGUCAUUGGCAGUGACAGAAGAUUCGAUCCUGCAGACAGAUCAAGCUCUCACUGAACAAGAGAAGGCCUUGCAAGUUGAACAGAUCAAAAGAGAAGCAGCUGAGAAAGAAAAGAAGCUGUUGAAACAGCAACAAGUUGAAAUGCAACAAAAGAUGGAAGCUCAGCAGAGAAGUUUUGAAGAAAACAUGAACCUAUUAAAAAGGAAGAUUGUGGAAGAUAGAUACAAGAUCCUGGAAGAAAAGAAAUUGAUUCUGGACUCUAAACUGAAGGAACAAGAGAAGCUGAUAAAGGAAGGUUUACAAAAGAAAGCUGAAGAGAUGAACAAAACAAUUGAAGUCCUACAAGCAAAGAUUAAGGAUAUUGAGAAUCAAAAUUCCAGCUGGCUGCCCAUGCUUUUAGAUACAGCUGGCACUAUAAUGAUGGUCAUGUUACCUGGUGAAGGAAAAAUCGCUGGCCUGCGGUUAAAGGCAUUAGCCACUUCUUUGUCCAAAUAGGUUUCAGUUUCCCCCCAAAAUUAUCAAGUAAUGCUAUCCCACCUAAAAAAAAAUAUGGAGUUAAGAUCUCCUUGUGUAUGAAUGUGAGGCUUUUGGAGAAUCCUGCUCCUUCAUACUUAGGCGUGGUCCUUAACACACAGGCUAUGUGGCAUAUCUCAGAGAGAGCAAAGCCUCAUUAUCCCUAACAGGGCAAUACUUAAAGUUAGGAGGACCUGAGUUCAAAUCUGAAAUUAGCCAAUUUUAGGCCUACUUCUAGGAACUUAAGCAAGUCAUUGAAAGUCUUGUGUUUUAGAUUUCUCAUCAUAAAAUGGGUUUUAUUUUCCUGAGGAUAAAGAGCAAAGUUAUUUUGAAACCAUAAUAUGCUACAAAAUGUUAACUAUUAAUUUUAUGAAAUGCUUUACUCUAGAGAUCUGCCCAAACUCACACUGAAGAAGUGACUUACACCAAGAACUUUUGACUGCAAAUAUGUUCUGACCACUACAGAGGUCAACCCUCUUCAGAGAACACACAGAAAUUUGCCUUGUGAUACUUAAGAUUUUUAAAAGUCCAAGUUGAGUAGUUCCUGAUUUCAAAAUCCCCACUUGUACUUUCAAGUUAUCAAUAGAAAGUGUUUUGGGUUUAAAAUGGGGAAGAUUGAUAAUCAGUACCUUGCAUGUUUAGCUUUAUAAUCACUUAUCAGCUGUCAGUUAUUUUAAUUGUAUAAAAAGUAACUCUGUGACUUAUUAGAAGAAUAUAGACCCAGUGAAAAUCUGUAUGUAACCAAAGUAUGAGGUAGUGCCAGGGAUAUUCUCGUGUUAGUGGUAAGAAGUAUAACUCUAAUCAUUAUAAAGCAUAUAGCCAUAUUAAUCAUUUUUAUCACGAAAUGUAAUGAGCUCUUGAGCUUAUGUUGGAAAAGGGUCCUGUGUGAGCCAAAAUCCUGCUUCAUUAAGUAGUGCACUGAGUAUAACAUAACUAAUCAGAUUGCAGUUUGUGUAAAUCAAGAGAACUAUAAAUAACUGUGACACUUGUAUAUCAGGAUCUCAGAUCAUUCUGGGAAGACUCUAGACUCUACCUUUGUUUCUCUUAAAGGGUGGUUUCUUUGCCCAGAAACACUUCUCAGUUUUUUUUUUCCUUACAAUUUUUGUCACAGAUCAGAGCUCAAAUGACAAUCCUGAUAUUUCCUUCCUAUGUGACUAAACUUGGAUAAGUCCCUUAACUUUCCCCAGGCUCAGUUUUCUCCUCUGUGAAAUAAACAGGCUGAGCUAGAUGAUCUCUUGUGACCCUUCUGGAUCGAAAACUUAUUUCUUUUUGGGUGAUGUUACAUAGGAAUCCCAGGAAUCCUGUCUCUACUGUUAUCGAGAAGAUGUUCAAUAUAUUGAAUUUCCUAGUCCAAUAAAUUGACUUUGCAAGUUGUGCCCUUAGAA